Molecule: messenger RNA, 609 nt
Organism: Exserohilum turcica Et28A
Lineage: Eukaryota; Fungi; Ascomycota; Dothideomycetes; Pleosporales; Pleosporaceae
Exons: 1
Source: RefSeq, a predicted model, not a curated record
CCUCAGAUUAGCUCUCCUGCUGUCCUCAGAAGGAACCUCGUUUGCGUGCUAUCGAUCGAUCUUUCAACCUCUCAACAGGCUACAAGCGGGCUCCUCAACUCGACUUUGGCUUUAAUGCCCCACAGGGACAUCAUCACUGGACCCAUCUCUACCCGUCUGUAAAACAGGCUCUUGAAAAGAAAAGACAACGCACCCAUAGCGGCACCGACCCACAAACCAGCAGGCCUCAACGACAAAGACCUCGCUUCCCCGCUCACAAUGCCCAGGGGGGCAAAGGCGCUCGGAUUGAAAACUACAUUCAAAUGUCAUAAGCGAACAACGUCCUCCAAGCUGUUUAGGCAAGGCAGCACGGUGCUUCAACUCUUUUACUCUGUCCUCAGUGCGCGGCGGGAAAGGUUGAGGCUGCGGCUUGUGGUGAAGGUGAACCCAAUAGCUUGACGAAACCACCCAUGACCCAUCGCGGUGCUAUGAUGGAAUAGGUGAUGUGGCUGCAUCUAGUAUGAUGGCGCACUCCCUCCGCUUUCCGUUCUUGACUGUCAUGCAGUGAGACACCGAGGGGGAUUAGUCCUCAGCAUCGCCUUGUGACGAAGGUUUGUCGUUCAUUGGGAU